CUUUACAGUUCAGAAUAACUCACCUGUUCCAUCCACUUUCAUCAUUGGACAUAUUUAGUCACCACCUGCGUUUUUUGUGUUCUUGAGGUCACUUUAGAGUAAAAGAGAAGAAGAAAUGUAACAUAUUUGGACGACCAACAUUCAUCAUAUUGGAAGGAUGAAAGACAGAUUUGGCCAACUUCAGGAUGCGUUGGAUGAGCCUGGAGGAGGAGGAGGUUACACCAAUGAGGCCUUCACCAAUGUGGACCUGGACCUAGAUGACCUGUCUGCCCAUUCGGGCAGGAACCGUGCAACAGUGGUGCCUGACAACGACCCUGAGCUGAACAGCAUCCUCCAGGAGGCCCAAAAUGUUCGGCAGGAGAUCCAACAGAUCCAGGAAGACCAUGCCCAGCUCCGGGACCAGAACUACCACGCCUUGAACAACACAUUUAUGGACGACACCAGUGAUGUGAUCAGGGACGCCAACAACAUUGCAACAGACAUCAAGGUCAGAGGAGGGGCUGUGUUGCAGAGGCUACACAGGAUGAACAGGGAGACCAGGAAGCUGGAGGUUCAGCGAGGUAGCACUGACCACGUGGUACGCAUCGCCCGGACGCAGUACACCAACCUGAGCACCACCUUCAGGGAAGUGAUGUUCGACUACAACGAGACAGAGCUGGGACACAGGGAGAACUGUAAGAAACUGAUCCAGAGACAGAUGGCGAUUGUGGGCAGAGACGUCACGUCUGAGGAGGUUGAGGAGAUGAUGGAGAGCGGGCAGCAGUUGAAUAUCUUCAACGCACUGGCUGAUGGGACGGCCCAGUCGGCACUGACGCAGAUCGCUAGUAGACACAAAGAGCUGCUUGACCUGGAGAAGAGGAUCCAGGGGGUUCAAGAGCUGUUUCUGGAUGUGGCUGUGCUGACAGAGGAACAGGGAGCGGUGCUCAACAACAUCGAGACCAACGUACAAAAGACGGAGGCACCUAUCGCGGGUGCCAGGGUUCAACUGAACAAAGCCAAAAGAUAUGACAAGAACAAUCCCAUCAAGAAACUGUGCUGUUGCUGCUUUCCAUGUUGCAAAUGAUUGUAUAUCUCAUCUGAUACAUUGUGUAUGUGAUACAUUCAUUAUCUUGAUAUUAAUGUAAAUAAUAUGAUUUUUUUUAAAGAAAGCAGUGGGACUGGGAGGUUGGCCUGCAAUAAGGCCAGGUAACGAUGGAUAACCAUUGCCAGGAGGAAAAUACUGUAUGAGGGAUGCAUAGAAGGGCCUAAUAACUCUCUGGACUACCAACCAAACGACACUUUCAAUCAAAAGAACAUUGCAUUGAGUUUGCAGAGAGUCUGAACUCUUUCUAUUCUAGGUUUGAUAAUCUGGACUUUAGUACUGAGAAGGAUGAGCUGCUGUGUGAACUCUUAACAUUAGCACAAUGGGAAGCUGAUUUGGUAAUAGAGGAAGCAGAUGUUGAUAGGGUUUUAAAAUGAAACUAACAGUCAACUAAUAAUAGUAAUAGCAGUAAAGGUCACCUAAUCAUCCCCAGAUUACAAUUGGCUCAUUCAUCCCCCUCCUCUCCCCUGUAACUAUUCCCUAGGUCGUUGCUGUUAAUGAGAAUGUGUUCUCAGUCAACUUACCUGGUAAAAUAAUUUUAAAAAACAAAAAAAACAAAGCCACUGGCCCAGGUAACAUUGGUAACCAUGUUCUGAAGUCCUGUCACAAGGACUUGUCAGGUGUGUUCUGUGAGCUGAAUGCCACCAAGAUCAAAGACCUUGCCAUAGAUUUUAGGAAGGAAACAUCAGCUCCAAAGGCAAUCAACAUCGGUGACCAGAGCAUUGAACAUGUGGAUGAGAAUAAGUACCUUUGCACAAUAGUUUACAAUAAGCUAAACUUUGGAGCCAACUGUGGGCAAGUGUUAUCAAAAUGUCAAUCAUUGUUAAUAAUCCAUUUGUUUUACAGUCAUUUUACAGAUGUUUUAUUGCGUCUGUCAUAACAUUUAGUUUAGUUUCCUGGUUUGGCUCCAUCACAUGGGCAAGUCAGAAUACCUUGUGGAAUACCAGUGGUAAGAUUAAAGGGAGAAGCCAAAAGGUGCCCCUGAGACAUUUACUAAUACCACACAUACAAGAGGGGUAAUAAAUAAUUUGGGAUCUAGCACAUCCGCUGAACAACCAGUAUGCAAUACUGCCAUCAGGGUGCAGACUCAGGUCUUUAACUCUUAAAACCAAGAGAAGGACUAACAGUUUUGUACCGGCAUCAGUACGGCUUUUAAAGAUAUCAGUUUGUCUCUGUGGAUGGUUUGUCCUCUGACAAAUGAACUGUACAUUUAGGUGUUCCUCAAGGCUCCAUUUUAGGACCACUAUUGUUUU
Oncorhynchus kisutch (coho salmon) is the source of this 2334-nucleotide messenger RNA. Its product is annotated as syntaxin-11. The record is from RefSeq and is a predicted model, not a curated record. The transcript is spliced from 2 exons. The coding region runs from base 158 to 1063 and encodes 301 amino acids. Gene Ontology annotation, molecular function: SNARE binding; SNAP receptor activity. Gene Ontology annotation, biological process: intracellular protein transport; synaptic vesicle fusion to presynaptic active zone membrane; exocytosis. Gene Ontology annotation, cellular component: plasma membrane; endomembrane system; synaptic vesicle. NCBI's taxonomy places the organism in Eukaryota, Metazoa, Chordata, Actinopteri, Salmoniformes, Salmonidae.